CCCAGCUGCUAGCUAAAGAAGCAUAGUAAAGAAAGAGGCGAAGGCCUAGCUUUAGUGAAAUUAUUUUGUCACGUUUGUUUUUAAGGUGGCAUCGGAACGUAGCUAUUUCUCGUUACGUGGCUUUUGCAUCUCUUGUAAUUGAAGUGAGGCGGGGUUGUCUCAUGAUUUUACUAAACACUGACAAAAAGUAGCGUGAAGAGGUUGGUUUGAUGUGCAUGGCAUCAAGAGAAGAGGCGCCAUGAGUGCGGAGGUGGAUGCACUGACUGUGGUGAACCAGCUGCGAGAUCUUGCUGCAGACCCCCUGAACCGAAGAGCCAUAGUAGAAGACCAAGGCUGUCUGCCAGGUCUCAUCCUAUUUUUGGACCACCCCAACCCACAGGUCGUCUACUCUGCGCUAUUGGCUGUGCGCUACCUGGCAGAAUGUCGAGCCAACAGGGAGAAGAUGAAGGGCGAGCUGGGCAUGAUGCUGAGUUUGCAGAAUGUCAUGCAGAAGAGUACGUCGCCUGGGGAGACAAAACUUCUGGCCUCUGAGAUCUAUGAGAUUCUACAAUCGGCUGGUAAAGAAGAGGCCGAACAGGCGGAGGCGGCUGCUGCCUCCUGUCGGCGCAAAGCCCACUUCUUCCUGGGCUCUAACAACAAGAGGGCCAAAACUGUGGUGUUGCACAUUGAUGGACUGGAUGACUCUACUCGAAGGAGCCUGUGUGAGGAGGCUUUGCUAAAGAUCCGAGGGGUCAUCAGCUUCACCUUCCAGAUGGCUGUGAAGAGAUGUGUUGUCAGGAUCCGCUCUGACCUUAAAGCUGAGGCUCUGGGCACAGCCAUCAACUCCACCAAAGUAAUGACGGCUCAGCAGGUGGUGAAGACAGAAGAUGGAGCAGAGCUGAUGGUUCCAUUCCAGGAGGACUCAGCGGUGCUGGUAGAGGAGAACACAGACAUCCCAGACUACCUGCCCGAGGAGGAGAGCCCAUCCCAGGAGCAGGACAAGGCUGUCACGCGCGUAGGCUCAAUCACAGACGGCAUGGGCUGGCUCAGCACGGCCGCCAACUUUCUGACCCGCUCCUUUUACUGGUGACCACUUCCUGUGUUACUCUCUCUGCUUCCUGUUUUUUUUUUUCCCCCCUCACAAAAGUACCAUCCAGCUGCAGCCUUAGCAUCUCUCUGCCUAGUCCCAGACUAAGCCCUGCCUCUCGGCCCUACACUAGCCUAGACUUCCCCCCUCUGCAAAGCACACAGAGCCCGGCAGCACGUGUGCAACAAGUGCUGGACUGCCAAGUGGAACCUGCAAUAACUUAAACUUGUGUAUAUAUUGAGCUACAAACCUCACUACGGGCUGUAUGUGCACAACUAUAUACUAGCUGCACCUGUAUCUCACGAAACAUAGCCAGAGGACUUGAAAUCAGCCGAAACCAAAUAGCAUUCUGGAAAUGUGAAUCACUGCUUUGACAAAGUUGACACGUGGCAGGCGUAUUUAAUUGUUCUUCGGCUGAUUUUCAGUAUGUUGAAAAUUGGGAGUUCCUUUUUUUUUUUUUUGAGCAUGAUUUUGGUUGCUUUCCUCCUGGUACGUUUCCCCCCAAUCAUAGUCCUUUUACUAUAAAUAUAUAUAUAUAUUUUUCAAUUUUUUCAUUCUUUAAUUCCUCAACUAGGCAGAUUUUUUUUCCUUCCCUCUUUAGAUUGUUUUUUUUUUUUAGCAUGCUAUGAGUCUUUUGUGCCAAUCUUGCUUGAUGCCUAGAUUCGUGAUCGUUGUGUGUGCCUUUUUGACAUUUCAUUGUAAUUAUUAUUUAUUCAUCAUUCGUUUAAAUGAUUUGAGAGCUCCGAGCAUGUCAGAUGUAACGUUUGUGCUUCCCUAGCAGCAGCCGGCCUCCCCCCAGCUUUUAACUCACUGAGGGGGAUGUCACUUCAGUAUAGAAAUAGAAAACUAGCAGCACCAGCAAGGGGCGGCAGCCCAUUCAGCCACUGGCUCACAUGCAUAUGACUGUUUGUUGCAUACUGAAAGAAGAACUGAUUAGCUAGCGGGCUGAUUAAUACACCACCCCUCGCUGCUUUUAGUUGUUUCUGCCACAAAUCAGGACUCCUCCGAUGUUGCUUUGAACGCAGCAGAUAUCAAGCGCGAGUUCUGCAGCGACGGUGAAUUGACUGACAGCUCCGUUGUGUUAAUUGCACAGACUUAAGGCUACCUCUGCUUUCAAUCUCCUAUCUCACAUCAGCAUUAUGGUCUUCUGUAGUUUUAGAUGAGCAUGGUGAAGACAAACCUGUUAGCUGCCUGCUUGUGUACCUGGACUCCUGGUGACAUUUUUACAGUAUUGUUUGACCCGCCUCUUCUGUUCAGUUUCCGGUUUAGCCAGCAGUGUCCUUAAAAGCGAAGAUCAUGUUAGUGCACGCUUACACACAAAGAGGACUCACUAAUGGUGUCAUAUGAGCAGUGGUGUCAUACUGUAACGAGGGUGUGGUUAUGUACAUUUUGUAAAUGGUGCCUGAUUCCCUAAGAUCUCAGAUGUUACAUGUGAAGGAUUUUUUUUUUGUUCUGUUUUUGUAAGUCUAAUUUGCAUUUUAUGUCACAAAUUAGGAUACGAGUUUGUAGCAGCUAAUGCUAACACUCUUAAUGAGUAUUUUCCUGAUCCUUUAGCCCUUCACAAUCCUGUGACUCACACCAGUUUUAAUUAUUAUCUCCUCUGACUUGUGUGAGUGUCAUUAGCAAUUACUGUGUAUAUACAAUGCUGACCAGGUGAGUUUUAUUGUUUUGAUGGUGCGGAGGCGUCACAGUCGGUUGAGGUCAAACUGAUGGAUACGGAAUGACCGGGAUAACCUGAACUGAUGGUGGCUAUUCUUUGGAAAAGCAAUAAUUUUGCAUUAUGUGUAGUGACUAUAGCUCAGCAGCCUUCAAAAAAAUGUAUUAGUUAAACAUGAGGCUCAUCAGUAUUAAAAUUUGUCCAUUUUGCACAGAAUUAAUCUCUAAAUUGCAUCAUGUCUCCGCUCAUACUGCAAAGAGGAAAUACUUGAAUUUUUUUCCCCCUAUAUGUGUUGAUCAAAGCGGAUAUUUCCCUUUUCUUGUGAGAUUCACCACAUCUGUAAGGCUGACAACGAACCGCAGAGUAAGUCCUCAAAAAUGUAACAUGUGUACAGACGUCAUCUGUCAUCAAAUGUAAUAUAAUGUAAUGCAGAUCUUAAAACUGUAGAUUCCCAUACACUGUUAAUUGCAAACAAUGAUAAAGUUAAAAUAAAAAUUA
Molecule: messenger RNA, 3221 nt
Organism: Toxotes jaculatrix (banded archerfish)
Lineage: Eukaryota; Metazoa; Chordata; Actinopteri; Toxotidae
Gene: armc1
Product: armadillo repeat containing 1
Exons: 7
Coding region: 239-1069 (276 amino acids)
Molecular function (GO): metal ion binding; protein binding
Source: RefSeq, a predicted model, not a curated record